AUGUCAUAAACAUGUCAUCGAAUUCGAACAAAACGAAAUACGUGAAAUUUAUUUAAUUUCAUCAUUACAAUAAAUUUACCAUAUGUGCAAUUUCUCCACAAGAUAAUAAGAAGUUAUUAAAAUCCCAACUUCAAGAAUGUAUUAAAUAUAAAUUGCGCAGAUAGAUACAAAGAGGAAAUCGGCAGUGCACAAUCACAAUGUCCAAAAUAAAGAAAUUAUCAGGCUCUUUCCGCUAUACGCAAUGGGACCCGUGUCUGAUCGUGUCUCAAAUAGUGGCAAUGCAGUUCCUUCUGUACCUUACUUUGUGCCUUUUGAUCGCAGUGAUGCAAGAUUUGACGGGAUCUACACGGACAUUAGAUCACAUAUUUCAAUAUCAUGAGAUACAUGUGAGAGAUUUAGAGGGCCGUUCGGUGAUAAUUGCUUUUGGAAUCAAUGCAGUAAUUGGUGCAUUUCUUCUUUGGAAUGUUGUUGGCAGAACUAAACUGUGCCUUGACUUUAGUUGCACAUUCCAUGGUUUACAUUUGCUUGCGUGUUGGAUAUACAAUGGGACAUUUCCGACUACAUUCUCAUGGUGGACUUUGAAUAUAGCGUGUGCAGCUGUCACAUGUGUGAUGGGUGAAUUCCUAUGUAUACGGUCAGAAUUGCAAGCAAUACCGCUUGCAGGAAUAGGCUCGAAAGUGGAUUUAUGAAAAUUGGCUAUAAAUUGAUAUAAAGUGAUGUGACUUGUAAAGGAUUGGUUGGAGUUCAGUGUUGAUGUUUUUAUAGAGAAGUGAUUUAAAGUUUGUUUAUUAACACAUUUGAUUUGGAUUUCGAAUUCACUUGGAUAUAUAAUAUAGGUGCAAAUUAUUGGCAUUGAAUAUGUUAACAUAAUUCAGCAUUAUCUAUGUCAGGGAUGGCAAACCAUUGUGAACUGUGAAAAAAUGUGAAGUAGGUAUAUUAUGAGAUGCGAACACGAAUUUAUGCUACGAAAUGUUUAGAAAGUCAUAAUUAAUUGAUGGUAUAUCUAGAAACGUCAUUAAAAAUUUAAUUAGGAAAAUGGCAUGUUGAUAUUUAAAGGUUUGCUACCCCUGCCUUAUGUGGUGUGAAUCUUGACCAUCUUGUUGGCUCAGUUAUAAUAAAGGGUGUUCAAUUGUAAUGUAAAAAGUUUAUCCAUAAAUGGAAAUUGGAAUGGUAUACUUGUGACCAAAAUUACUGAUGCACUAUCAGAGAUGACUUGAAUUUAUUGCAUGCAUUCAUUCAUAAUAACUUAUAUAAAAAUAUAUAUCCCUAAGAUAUAAUUUGUAACACCAAUAAGUAUAGUGCAGGGUUAAAUAAUUUUACUUUCAUGGUUAAAAUGUAUGUGGUAUGACCUACUUAAAAUGUCUCGAACUACAAUCUUACAAAUACAUAAAAUGGGAAUCAUUAGAUGGAUGGAUGUUUUCUUAACGGUAUCCG
This is a messenger RNA of Papilio machaon (common yellow swallowtail), 1434 nucleotides long. It is a transcript of the gene Sys1, whose product is annotated as protein SYS1 homolog. Lineage: Eukaryota; Metazoa; Arthropoda; Insecta; Lepidoptera; Papilionidae. Gene Ontology annotation, cellular component: trans-Golgi network; Golgi membrane. The transcript is spliced from 3 exons. Gene Ontology annotation, biological process: Golgi to endosome transport; Golgi to plasma membrane protein transport; protein localization to Golgi apparatus. Bases 198 to 689 code for a protein of 163 amino acids. The record is from RefSeq and is a predicted model, not a curated record.